This is a messenger RNA of Cydia amplana, 1373 nucleotides long. RefSeq lists its product as uncharacterized. Bases 21 to 905 code for a protein of 294 amino acids. The record is from RefSeq and is a predicted model, not a curated record. The transcript has a single exon. NCBI's taxonomy places the organism in Eukaryota, Metazoa, Arthropoda, Insecta, Lepidoptera, Tortricidae.
UCGACGGUAUAUCCCGUUGUAUGGGUAUGUGUGAGGGUGUAUUUCACAAAAAGUGUGCCGCUAAAUUAAAAGGCUUUAACGAGACGGAGCUAUGCGAGGACUGCCAAACACCUGUUAAGCCUCAAUCGAGUAUAAACACCGAUCCUUCUAAAAUCACGAUGGAAAAAGUGCUGAGAGAGGUCAACGAAAAGCUGGCUGUCGUACACAAAAUGGAAAAAACCCUCGAUGAGAUGUCUAACGAUAUAAGUUUCUAUUCCGCAAAAUAUCAAGAACUUAUCGAGGAUAGGGACAAAGCGAACAACAGAAUAAAGGCAUUGGAGCACAGGAACAACCACCUGGAGACAUGCAAUCGGGCUCUGGAAGAACGGGUAACCUGGUUAGAAACCAAAGAGAAAGAGAAAAAUGUGGAGAUAGUUGGCCUGGAGGACAAAGACGACGUCAUUCUGGAAAAUGUUAUUCAGCAGUUAGCCCGCAAGCUUGGAGUAGACGACGGGCAAAUACACGAGAUACAGCGGGUAGGCGUAAAACCCGCCGCUGUUAAACCAGCUACCGCCAAUAAGCAAAAUGAAGGUCGCUCGAGCCAGCCGCGCCCGCGGCCCGUUGUUAUCACCAUGGCAACGCGGGCGGCUCGCGACCAGUGGCUGGCCGCUAGAAAAACAAUAAAGCUAUGCAAUAAUGACGUAUUUGAGAAUGGCAACAAAGACUUUAUAUACAUAAAUGAAGAUUUAACUAAGUAUACACGUAACUUAUUGUGGACGGCAAAGAAUGAAUUAAAACCUACUUAUAAGUACGUAUGGGUGAAGGAAGGCAAGGUACUGAUAAGGAAAGAUGACCCAGCUGACGCGAAGAUAAGAGUGGUCCGUUCCCUAAACGACAUAGAUGCGUUAUUAAAUGAUGAGAAGUGACGUACUUAUACAUAUAUGUCUAUCGGCUCCUUUAAAUCGUAACACUAUGUUAAAUAAGAUGUUAUCUAGCAUUCAAAUUCAACGACGAAUCUACACAUAUUACGUCUAACAUAAGUUACAAAAAGUACGAGAACUUAGAAGUAUGGAACAAUGAAAUAAAACUGUAUAAACUAAGUUUACAUAUUAUUCACAUCAAUAUAAGGUCAUUAAGGAAAAACUUUAACGAGCUACAAUUAUUAUUAAGCGGGUGUAUGGAGAAAAUAGAUGUUAUUGCCCUUACAGAGAUUAAUAUAAAAGAACAAGAAUUGCCCAUGUAUAAACUGAAGGACUAUGAUACAUAUAUAACGACAAGAGAAACAUCCAGAGGAGGAGGAAUACUAGUAUAUGUGAGGAAAAGUAUAAGCUUCACGGCAUCCAUAAUUAAAUCUAACUACAGUGAGAUAAUAUACGGAGAACUUUCCCGGGAUA